UGUAUAAGGUGAUACGGUUUCAUCAUGAAACCGUAUCACCUUAUACACGGAGAAACGCGUUAAGGAGGCUACCUACUGCUUACAUCCUUUUUAAACCACUUGGAUUCCUUAUAUACUGGAGACCGCCUUCACAUCUUCUUACAGUGACCCGGAGCAGCGCCUGGUUCCCCCUCCUCGAGGACAUCAAGAUACCGCCGCGCUACAUAUGCGCAACACCGGACAACAUUACAUCAGCCGGCCUCACAGCAGCGGCAACGGUGAGAGAUCAGCUGGCGGUGGGGAGGGACACCUGGAGAGCGCUGGGUCCUCAGAUUUAAUAACAUUACCUGAGGCAGUUGGCGGCUUCUCCAUUGGAUGCACGGUCGCUACGUGCACUUAAACAUUCUAGUUUACACCAUCAGCAGUCCCCUUGGAGUUACAAAAAUAGCACUAUACUGUGCUUAAUUAUUCCAUGCUUGGAGCUCCAGGACAGUCAUUUGUGGACUCAUUCAUUGCUUAAAAGGCACACCUAGAUAUUCUAACAAGGAGGAGGAACUUUUCUGUUCUGCAGCUUUAUAAUGAAAUCAGCAAGGUGUCUUUGCCAGAAGAAGGAGGACGAACGAUCUGGACAAGAUACUUUUCAUCAACUCCAAGACCUCUUACAGACUUGGGCAGAUCAAAAGAAUGGACCAAAAAUUACAGGAUGAGAUAUGUGAUGCAUUAGUGUUCAAACAUAAAGGUGUGUACUUUCACAAAAAUUUGAGUACACCAGAAGGCGUCGACGCUAUAGAGGAUAUGGAAAUUAGAGACAGUGAUGUUUUUUUGGUCACCUUUCCAAAAUCUGGAACAGUUUGGACACAAAAUAUCCUCUGUCAGAUAUACAAAGAAAGUCAAGGCAAUGUAGAAGGCAAUGUAGAAGACAAUGUUAACAACAUGGCAAAAGCUCCAUGGCUUGAAUUUAAAUUGUUAAUCAAUGAUUUUGACAGCUGUCCCUCUCCUCGUCUCUUAUUGAGCCACCUACCUUAUUAUCUGAUGCCAAAGAAUCCAAGGAACCGGAAACUAAAAGUUAUUUAUGUGCUAAGAAAUCCAAAAGAUAAUGUAGUGUCAUUUUAUCACUUCCACAAAACUUUUGUCAACAUACAACAUUUGGCUAUCUCUUGGGAAGCAUUCUUUGACCUGUAUAUGUCAGGAAAAGUAAUUGGUGGCUCGUGGUUUGAUCAUGUCAGGGGAUGGUACACCCACAAGGAGGAAUUUGACUUGCUCUUUUUAACAUAUGAGGAGAUGAUCCAGGAUCUACGCUCUGCUGUUCUGAAAAUAUGUCAGUUUCUUGACAUAAAGCUUGAUGACCAAGCAGUAAACAGAAUUGUGGAAAAAGCAACAUUUAAGAACAUGAAAGAAGAUCCACUAGCUAAUUAUAAAUUUCUUUCAAAAGACCUGUUUGAUCAAAGUGAAGGAGGCCUUCUCCGCAAAGGUAUUAUUGGGGACUGGAAAAACAUAAUGACUGUGGCACAAAGUGAGAAGAUGGAUGCGGUAAUUAAAGAGAAGUUGGGGGAUCUGCCAAUCACAUUUAUCUGGGAUAUGUAGAAGACUGAAGAAACAGAACCCUAGCCAGACAAUGGCCACCAAAUGAACAACAAUGAUCAUGAUAUUUUUCCUAUUACUAUAUUUUGAUUGACUCUAUAAGUUAAAAAAUAAAAAUCAAGACUUUA
This is a messenger RNA of Pseudophryne corroboree (corroboree frog), 1688 nucleotides long. Its product is annotated as amine sulfotransferase-like. Bases 664 to 1563 code for a protein of 299 amino acids. NCBI's taxonomy places the organism in Eukaryota, Metazoa, Chordata, Amphibia, Anura, Myobatrachidae. Gene Ontology annotation, cellular component: cytoplasm. The transcript is spliced from 9 exons. The record is from RefSeq and is a predicted model, not a curated record. Gene Ontology annotation, molecular function: sulfotransferase activity. Gene Ontology annotation, biological process: sulfation.